This is a messenger RNA of Olea europaea var. sylvestris, 1171 nucleotides long. RefSeq names its product xanthoxin dehydrogenase. The record is from RefSeq and is a predicted model, not a curated record. The transcript is spliced from 3 exons. Gene Ontology annotation, biological process: abscisic acid biosynthetic process. Gene Ontology annotation, cellular component: cytosol. Bases 182 to 1024 code for a protein of 280 amino acids. Gene Ontology annotation, molecular function: xanthoxin dehydrogenase (NAD+) activity. NCBI's taxonomy places the organism in Eukaryota, Viridiplantae, Streptophyta, Magnoliopsida, Lamiales, Oleaceae.
AGUCAUCCCACGAGUGCCACUCAUCUAGUGAAAAUUUUCUUAAUUCCAGCCGCCUAUUGUUCCGAAAAUUUGUACACACUCAGGCUGUCUCUCUCUGGACCAUAUGUGGUCCCAGCGGAUUCACAUUUCUACAUCCUGCUAACAAUCAUACAGAAGACCUUUAAAGCAUAAAUUCUUUGCUAUGGCAGCAACAAGUUCUUCCGAUUCUUCUCUUCCCAGUCGAAGAUUAUUAGGAAAAGUUGCUUUGGUCACCGGAGGUGCUGCUGGUAUUGGAGAGAGCAUCGUACGGCUGUUCCACAGACAUGGUGCAAAAGUUUGUGUAGCUGAUAUUCAAGACCACAUUGGUCAGAAUUUGUGCAAGACCUUAGGUGAUGACACCUCUGUUUCCUUUUGCCAUUGUGAUGUGACACUCGAAGAUGAUAUCAGUCGUGCAAUUGAUUUCGCAGUUGAUAAGUUUGGUACCCUUGAUAUAAUGGUUAACAAUGCUGGGCUGUCAGGCCCGCCAUGUCCAGAUAUUAGGAACUUCGAUCUCUCUGUGUUUGAGAAGGUGUUUGAUGUAAAUGUAAAAGGGGUUUUCCUUGGAAUGAAACACGCUGCAAGGAUAAUGAUUCCAGCUAAGAGGGGGUCAAUUAUAUCCAUAUGCAGUGUUACAAGUGUCAUUGGUGGUCUGGGCCCACAUGCGUACACAGGGUCAAAGCAUGCUGUUUUAGGGCUCACCAAGAAUGUUGCAGCAGAGCUAGGGAAACAUGGUAUCCGUGUGAACUGCAUUUCACCUUAUGCUGUUGCAACGAGUUUGGCUCUGGCUCACUUACCGGAGAACGAGAGGACCGAGGAUUCAAUGAUUAGUUUCCGUGAGUUCGUGGGGAGGAAUGCCAACUUGCAGGGUGUGGAAUUGACAGUGGAUGAUGUGGCAAAUGCUGUAGUCUUCUUGGCCAGUGAUGAGGCAAGAUAUAUAAGUGGGUCGAAUCUCAUGGUCGAUGGUGGUUUCACAUCUGCAAACCACUCUCUUCAGGUAUUUAGGUGAAACUAUGUAAUAUUUUUGAGCAAAAUUGAUUAGUGAAAACGGGACACUUACAGAAUAGGUGUUUCACUGUUUAUCUUGUUGCUAUUACUUGGUAAAUCUUACAUAUUUUUUUCAAGGGGCUAAAAAUAUUGAACAUAAUUAUUCUUC